Funneliformis mosseae is the source of this 414-nucleotide messenger RNA. Lineage: Eukaryota; Fungi; Glomeromycota; Glomeromycetes; Glomerales; Glomeraceae. The record is from the annotation of a GenBank genome assembly.
AUGUCACGAGUUAUCGCACCCGCUUCUAAAUCACUUUUUAGAAGAUUGUGGAGAGCAGGUGAUUCGUCAGUAUUAUAUUCAAGACCAGCUGUUUAUUAUGUUAGACAGAGGAUUCGAGAGGGAUUUGAAGAAUAUAAGAAUGUAACUAAUGAAAAUAUUUUAAAUGAUCUUUUUGAACGUUGCGAAAAUACUAUAAAAUUCUUGGAAAUUUCUGCUAAAAGAAAAGGAUUUGAACAUAAAGUUAUUUAUUCCUUGUGCGAAAUGACUUACAUUCAAAAUAGAUAUAAAAGACGGCCUCCACAUAGUAAUAAAAGGUUAAGUUUAGAAAUGUAUAACAUGCACGCUCAUUCCUAUGACGACUAUUACUUGACCGUAAAGAUGAUGAAUGAUAACUUAAAAUUAUGUUUAAGAUAG